This is a messenger RNA of Aegilops tauschii subsp. strangulata, 1170 nucleotides long. RefSeq lists its product as uncharacterized. The record is from RefSeq and is a predicted model, not a curated record. Lineage: Eukaryota; Viridiplantae; Streptophyta; Magnoliopsida; Poales; Poaceae.
GCCGGGUGUGAGACGAGUGAUGGACCGCAGCUGGGGGAGGGCCAGCCCUUCAACGAAGAUAGCGGCCGAACGCCGCAAAGAUGGCUCGAAGGUCGAACCAGGCCGCCUACAAACGAUCCGACGCUAGAAAUCCAGCCGCAGCCGACCCGCCAAACCGCCGUGGUGCCGGCGUGACGAAUGGAAGCCUCCACUCCCAGAGGACUGAGCCGCCUCGCCGCCGCCGCCCACCGCUGGAGCCGCAGCCAGGCCGAGCCAGUGGCCCAACCCGCGUCGCCCAUCAGAAAACGCCAGAUUCGGCCGGCACGCACCGCCACCACCGCCACCAAGCCGUUGUUGCGCCGAUCCCCUUGCUGUCAGCAGCCGCCACCCGACGCCCACGGCCGUCGGGCCGCGCCGCCCGCAGCCCUCACCGCAGGAGCCCCAACGCGCCAGAUCCGCCGCCACGUCUGGGCCCCGCGCGAUCCACCAACGGCCGCGCCGUCAGCCACGCGACCACCACCCAGCGCCGCCAGCGCGCCAGGCGACGUCGCGCCGCAGCGCCCGGCGCCCACGCCGCGCCCCAGCCGGAGAGAAGGGCCCGCGCCGCUCCUCUGCGCGCGGGGGAGCCAGAAGGCCUGGCCGCCGCCGGACCGGGCGAGCUUUGCCCGGCUAGGCCCUCUGGCGGCGACAGGAGAGGAGGAGGGAGGAGGGGGACUCAGGGGCGGCCGCACCGGAAGUCCUCCCCGCCGCCGCGCGGGGGCGGCGCGGGAGGGAGAGGGUAGGUCAAGGGAGAGGGUCUGUAUCGUUGGAAGAAGGUUAUUCAUGUUUGUACACGAUGGCUCCGUACUUGGUCUAUCCUGCAGAAGCCGGAAGACAGGGACAUUUUUAUGAUGGCGUCUACACGGCUGGAGCGUACGGCCAGGGAGGUUUUCUACCCCCAUGGAUGGCGGUGUGAUUUUUACGGAUAGGAUCUACCGCUCCUUAGGCUGGACACGAUUUAUUGCUUGGCAUUGUAUCAAAUUAUUUUAUUUUUAGGGUGAUCUGGAUUUUUUGGCUGUGUGCAUAGCAUCUAGCUAUGCAGAGGCCGGGCUUUCUUUCGACAUGAUUGUAUCAUCUCGAUAUAUCUAUUCAAUGAAAUGUCCUUUAUCGAAAAAAAAUUAUUAAACAUAUAUUGUAGAAUGCAUGCACGUA